Molecule: messenger RNA, 2070 nt
Organism: Salmo salar (Atlantic salmon)
Lineage: Eukaryota; Metazoa; Chordata; Actinopteri; Salmoniformes; Salmonidae
Source: RefSeq, a predicted model, not a curated record
GACUGACCACAGACACACUGAUGGACAGACUGACCACAGACAUACUGAUAGACAGACUGACCACAGACACACUGAUUAAGACAACAGACACACUGAUAGACAGACUGACCACAGACACACUGAUGGACAGACUGACCACAGACACACUGAUGAAGACAACAGACACACUGAUGGACAGACUGACCACAGACAUACUGAUCAACAGACCGACUACAGACAGACUGAUGAAGACCACAGACAGACUGAUAAGGACCACAGACAGACUGACACUGACCAGGACAGACAGACGGAGGGUCGUAGCUCUCUCUCUCUCUCUCUCUCCUGCGGGAUCAUCUCAAUCACAAACCCUCCUGUAUCUCUCUGCUCUGCGUCUCUGUGUCCAGUGCUCCCUACACAACAGACAUGGAGUCAUCUGCCGCUGUCAUCCUUGCUGUGGUGUCACUCCUGAGGAUCUGUAACGGCCACUCCCCCUCACCCGAGAGCAAGGCUGCUAUUGGCUGUAGCAAAGCAUCCACCAACCUGAUUGGCUGCAGCAAGGUCCAGAGGUGUGGCCUAGACUCCCUGGCUAGCCUUAGCACCUGCCCUGCGUUGUUGUUUUAGGAGCUGUGGAACGGGUGGUGGAGGUGUUCCAUGUUCUAGUGCAGAACCUACAGAACCCACCGUGCUCCAGAAGAACUACCAGGCCAUGUUGAGGUGGCUUCGUGUGUCUGCAGAGUCUUCCUCACUGGCUGAUCUGGUCAAUGAAGACCUCCUUCCCGUGCUAAAGAAGCGUGUGUGUGAUGUGCGUUGGGAGGUUCUAGACUCCACUCUAGAGUUCCUCGGCCAGCUGUGUGAGGCGUUAAGCUGCACGGUCACUCCUAUCCUGCUGGAGGCGCUGUGUGAUCAGGAGAGCUAUGUGAGGGCUAGUGCCAUCUCUGCCCUGGCCAGGACUCUACCACUCAGUGACCAGCAGGGGGAGCCAGGGAACCAGACACAGGAGCAGACCCUGGGUCAGUUACUACACUUCCUGUCUCAGGAUUCAGAGGGCUUCCCCAGACGUGCUGUGGUCCAGUUCUUCAUCAACUGGCUAAAGACACACCCAUCAUCCUCUUCUUCCUCCUCCUCCUCGCUGCGUUCUGUCCUAUCGCUGGGCAGCACUGAUCUGGACUGGGAGGUCAAAGUUCACACCCUGGAACUGGUUGAGCUCCUGAUGGAGGAAACACUUCCAGGUCACCAGGAGUCAGAGCUGGGGUCAGCUCCUCCCCCUUACGGUGGCUCUGGAGGGACAAACCUACUAACACACACUGACCUCACACACACCCUACGCUGUGACGCCAAGCCAGCCCUCACCCCUUCUAACACACACCACAACUGACACGCACACACCCCCAACACACACAUCUGUAGUGUGUGGUCUGUAUCGGUUGGCGGAGCGAGGUGUUGUAACAGACCUGUAGCUUUAAAAGCCUGUAGCCUGUUGCUACGACUACGAGACGUGGUGUGUGUGUCCCGGUCGCUAGGGAAAGCUGCUAUGACAACUGACGACGCCACAGCUACCGUUGCCAAGGUGACUUUUGACCUGAGGGGUCAGGUUUGGGAGCGGGCGGUCACGAGGAAGUUACUGGAGAAGAUAGGAUCUGGUUGGGUUAAAGAGUCCAGGAAAGUGAAUUGUGAUAGGCUGAACAGGACCAGAGUUUCUGAUAGGACAGACAGGGCUGGUUCUGAAGCCUGCGAUAGGUUGACAGGGAAGAGUGUGUGUGAGGUGCUGUGGUCGUUGGGUCUAGAGGAGAGACAGAGUGUGUUAUCACUGAGCAGUGACCAUGUCCGGAACUCACCCCUCUCUCUACUGGAGGACAUCCUGAACCCUACACACACCUCACUCACUGACGAGGUUAUAGUAGACUGUUACUGACCCACACACAUCACAAACACCACACACCUUGUUAUGGAAUAACAGCGUUUUAUUUGUGAUUGCUGUUUCUCCUCUGUACGAUGACUAGUGAGUACUGUAGUUAGAGUUCCAUUGGGACAUAACUCUUCAUCAUCCACCUACCAGGAAAAGAAAUAAAGAUACUGUUUUGAUAUUUCAAA